Molecule: messenger RNA, 1437 nt
Organism: Ilyonectria robusta
Lineage: Eukaryota; Fungi; Ascomycota; Sordariomycetes; Hypocreales; Nectriaceae
Exons: 4
Coding region: 160-1416 (418 amino acids)
Biological process (GO): regulation of transcription by RNA polymerase II
Molecular function (GO): zinc ion binding; DNA-binding transcription activator activity, RNA polymerase II-specific
Source: RefSeq, a predicted model, not a curated record
GUCCUCGCAUCAUAACCUCCUGGAGGAAGGAUUACGACUGUGCCCGCUGCCAAUAUCCAUCCGCUCCCGUCUCCCUUCGCUCAUAUUCAUUUGUACCAUACCUCCCCUGGCCUUUCCGUCUUGUUCCUGUCCGAACCCGCGGACCCGGAGUCGCCCAACAUGCCGCCCCGACGUACGCACACCAAGUCCCGGUCGGGCUGCUCCAACUGCAAGCGCCGAAAAGUCAAGUGCGACGAGGCCUAUCCAACAUGUUUCAAUUGCAAGCGACAAGACGUGCCGUGCAGUCUCUCUGGUACCAUUAUCGACCCCCCUGAUACCAACCGCCUCGCUUCUCAUUCGCUGCAGCCGAAUAUUCUUCCUCCGACUCCCAGUUCCAGCGAUGAGAAUGAUUUCACACCUCCAAGCGACCAUGCCUCGGCCGCCAUGGCCACCGUCGCAGAACAGAUUGCACCGUUUCCGCCCCACGAGCUCUGGAGCAAUGACUUUGAGCUCAUGCACCACUACUGCACUGUGACCGCCGAAGCCUUGUCUACUCAGCGCGAGAUGCGUCAUGUAUGGAGAGUUGUUAUGCCCAAGGAGGGCUAUCGGUACCCAUUCGUCAUGCAUGGCAUCCUCGCCAUCUCUGCAACCCACAAGGCCUAUCUUCUUCCCAACGGCCGCAAGAAAUAUUUGGCAAUGUCCGACUACCAUCAAACCGUGGGCUCAGAAGGCUUCCGUUCGGCCUUGCAGAACGUCUGCCCGGAAACUACAGUGCCAAUCUUCUGCUUUGCAUCCAUUGUCAUUUUCUUCGUGUUCGCUCUCCCUAUCCGCUCUGAAGGUGGGAGAUUGGAAGCUCCCAUACAGAACUGGCUAGAGCUUGGUACUCUCAUCAGAGGCAUAAAGACGAACCUCUCACCGCUUUUGCCUGGCGUUUUGAGAUCCGAAUUUGCACCCAUCGUCUAUGGAGUUUGGCCCAUCGAGGGCGUCGGUCCAGUAGACAAUAUUCCAUCUCUUGAAAACUCCCUUCUGCCUCUAGAUACCUGGGAUGCGAUUGGGAGACUUCACGAUUUCUACAAGACCGACCUACCUUCCACUAGCUUGGAGCAUUAUCUCAAACUCGUUGACAAAUUGGAAGAAAAUGCCAAGCUUAUUGCACGCGCCGGCCCCUAUGUCGAAUGCGGAGCGGUUAUAGCCUGGAUAUAUGGCAUACACGAUAGCAUCAUCAUGGACAUUGCCGCAUAUAGACCACAUGCGCUCCUCAUCUUGGCGUAUUAUUCCCUCUUCCUUUCCACACUAGAAAGGAAUCACUGGUACACGAAAGGCUGGUCAAAGCAGCUGAUAGAGGAUAUCGAGGUCCAUUUGAUUGGGCAAACCAAAUUUCUGGAGCUUUUUCAAUGGCCAAAACAGAAACUAGCCGAGUCGCACCACUGGCUCUAAGUUCCUGAUCCAUGACCGUAU